AUGUCAGGUUGGUUCGACACGAAGUCGUUCACGUCUCUCGCUAAAUCCGCUCUCUCUCAAGCCCAGAAGCAAUUGGAUAAGGCACUAGAAGCCGUCAAUGAUGAAGAGAGUGCAUCAGAUAGCUCUGAUAUCGAUCCGUUUGACUCGUCGGGUUGGGCGACGAGGAAACCGAAACUGAAAAAAAAUAAGCAAAGUCGAACGUCGAAAGAAGAGCUGAAAGCUGUCGAUGAAAAGUAUGGAGAGACUCUCCCUGAAGCGAAAAAAGUGGAUCCGCCACCGGCUGGAGAAUCGAAGGCCACAACCAUCGACGCGUCUCCAGCUGCGGCAGUCACUUCCCAAGUCAAGGCAUCGCCAGACGCAAUUGUGGGACCUAUUACUGUGCAGAUCCGGUCCCAAAAAACGGAAGGAGAUGAAAAAGAUGAAGGACCUAUGGAGGAGAAUGGAAUCCCUCCCACUGAAGCCACGCCGUUGAUGAAAAUCAGUAGCGAUUCGGUAGAGACGACGGUUCAGUCCGAUCUAGAUUUCAGCAUGCUGGAAGAGACCAAGGAUGAUUUUUUCCGGAACCCGAGCUCGAAGUCGUCGUCUCCUGUGUGUCGAUCCGAUUCCUCGGGAGGAGCUCCGUGUAUGGAUAUCGAGACGGCGGCAUCGUCUGACAUUGAGAUCAUCUCAGCGAUCAACUCGACGCCCAGUGAAGCAUUGAACCAAGAUCAGAGUAAUCUCUGGGAAUCAGAUGUUCUCUCGAACGCGCUGCGUGAACUAUCGGGGGAAAUGCCUGGACCCACGGCAAUGGAAACUCUCCUGCACGCCAGGGAGCAAAAGAUCAUGACCCUCUCCUCGGACAAUGCUCGUCUGGUGGAAGAAAACGAGAAACUGCGCCAGAGGGUGGCUCAGCUCGAAGCUCGUAAUCUCGAAUCAUGUCGGAACUCAUCGGAACAGGUGCAGCAAUUGUUGACUGAAGGAGAUAAGCUGGCGAAGGAGGUACUGGAGAAGUCGAACAUGCUUAAGAAGCUACGCGCCAAAGAAAAAGAGCAAAACGAGUUGCUGAAGAAACACACGAAAACAAUCGACGAGCUCAAUAUUCAGCUCGAUCGCCUGAGGAAAUCGAUGACCCAGAAAGAUGCGCAAGAGAAGCUGCAUAUCGGUCAGAUACGCGAGCUCAAAGCCGCUAAAAUCACCGCAGCAGAUCUCAAAUGUCAACUCGACCAGGCGAAGAGCAGAUGUUCCGAGCUCGAGAGCCGUAAUGCGAAGAUUCUGAUGGAGUCGAAAGUGAUGACCGCUUCAGUGGAACUGAGCGCCCAAGAUCAAUUCCGCUCCGGUAUAGCGGAACUAAAAGCCCAGCAUGCUGAAGAAGUCGACCACUUGAAACAAAAGGUUCUUCAGUUGGAGUCUUCCUUGAAGAAAGCCGAGCUCAUAAUAUCCCAGAAUGAACAACAUGGCAAUGGACUCCGGCAGGAGGUGCUGUCACUCCAAGAGAGAAAUCAGGAAUUGACAGAGAGUCUCUCGUUGGCUACCGCCCCAUACGUCCGGGAACUGGAUAAAAUGAAAGCUUUGUGUGAUAGUGAGAGGAAAUCUUUCGAGAACGAGAUCGUCAAUCUUCAGCGGGUCGUAGAGACCCUCAGGCAGAAGCUAUCGGACCUAGAGGAGAAGAGGAACGCAGCGGUAUCGGCGAAAGAUGAAAUCGAGGCGAAAUGUAGAAAAUUGACGGAGGAAGUCUCAUCCUUGGAAAAUCUAGUCCAAGAAGCCAAGCGAAGUCAGGCUCCGGUCAAGAUCAUCGACCCGGCUACUUUAGAAUACAUCGAAGUUCUGAAGAGCCAACUCGUAGAGAGAGAAGACGCCAUCACGAAAAUGAACCAGGCAAUAGAGCUCUUAAAAUCCAAAGAAACUUCGCUACAACAGAAAGUUCUGACUCUCGAAAGGAGUGUUGAAUUUGAAAAACAGAAGAGUCGUUUGGAGGCUCUUGAGCCACGGCCAGCAUCGCCGACAAUCUCGACGAGGUCCUCGCUGGGUUCGUCGGACUUCGAGAAGAAUGAGAAUUAUUCUGCGUUUGCCGGGAACGUCAAUUCGCCGAGCGUCCUGGACAAUAUGUCGUCUCAAUUGAAGUUGAAAGAUGGCCAGAUGCUGCAACUUCGGGUCGAACUCUCCCAACUGAAAAAGUCGCGAGACACGCUGUCCGAUCAAAUGGCGGAAAUGUCGUUGGAGCUGGAGCGCUACAAAGAGCAAGAAGACGAACUAGCAGAUGUCACAGAGAAAUACGAAGCCCUGCUGCAGAUGUAUGGAGAGCUGGUAGAAAAAUCCGAUGAAUUGAAACUUGAUCUAGAAGAGGCUCGAAACGCUUAUCGUGUGCAGAUUCAAGACCUCACCACACGGCUUCGCAAAGCCAAUGCUUGAUUUAGGAGCUCCCGCGAAGGAACAUGUUCUUGUUAAAUAUUUUCGCGGUACCCAGAACCCCGUGAGGUUCCGUACGUCGGGAGGGCGGGUACUCUCUAGCUGCGAGGAUUCCCUCAGCCGUGAAGGAUCGUCGAGUUUUAAGUUCUGGGGGCCGCAUAGCAUCGACGGUUUGUUAAGUUGCCGAAUUUACGCAUGUGGUAGAUUUUAUGAGCUAUCGUUAUUUUUCCACGCUUGAGCCGCACUAGUCAGUAACGAGACCUGCGCCAGUGUUUUAUAUAGGAUGUACAUAUAUCCAACGGGAAGCAUGAAACCAGGGAAAGGGAGAUGUUUCCCUCUGUCUUAUGUGAAUAAACUAUUUGCUAAUUAU
Molecule: messenger RNA, 2755 nt
Organism: Galendromus occidentalis (western predatory mite)
Lineage: Eukaryota; Metazoa; Arthropoda; Arachnida; Mesostigmata; Phytoseiidae
Product: TATA element modulatory factor
Exons: 12
Coding region: 1-2388 (795 amino acids)
Cellular component (GO): endoplasmic reticulum; Golgi apparatus
Source: RefSeq, a predicted model, not a curated record